AACCAGGCUCCUUCUUCGGCCUCCAUCUGGUCACGAAACCCGUGUUCAGACGGUUUGGGUGGGUGGUUCCGGACAGCCUCGCACGCUCUUCCGCGCCCUACUAUGACGGUGAGGAUUCCGAUGAGAGUAUUAACGAGACCUCCAUCGAGUUCCUUCACAACCACGGCAUACGCAACAUCAUCAGUUUGAACUCGGUCGAGAUAUCGCCGCGGGAGAAGGGCAGGCUUCGCGCCGCCCAGAUCUCAUACUCGCACAUCAUGGCACCGGAGUGUGCCGCGCCCGCACAAGAACAAUUCGAUCAGAUCUGGAAGGCCUAUAAGGGGGCGGGGGUUACAAUCGUCUACUGCGGGUAUGGGGAUGGGAGAACCGGGAUGGCCAUCAGCGCAAUUCAGCUUUUCGAGGGUCGUGCCCUGGGCGAACUCGACUUCAGGGCAAACGGUGUGCAGUGCGGCGGUCAGAUAGAGGCUUUAAACGCAUUGAGGGAGGGAAUCCAUCGGCGAGUCUCUCCUCCUCGGGACAAGAUCUCACUCCAUGCCGGUAUCCUGACCUUUGCUCCAAACAGUGUAGAAAAGCACAGCGACUCACCCAGCACCCGCGAUACGGAACUCCCACCAUACGCAGCACCCUAAAAACGAUAAGUGAUAGAAUGCGUCGCGUUAGGGCUAUAGAAGGACGGUAGGAUCAGGGAAAGUGCAUAUGGUGAUAGGCCGAGGUAUGCCGAUGGGGUAAUAGGAUGGCGUGGUUAUUGCCCGAGUAUCAACUGGAAAGGUAAUCACAGGGAGGCAACGGUGGAUCCGUGAAGUUUGGAGAGGUUGGGGAAUUUGAUGACGGUCGGGAGGAGGAAGAGGAGGAGGAACCUCCAGGGGAGAAUUAAUAUCCUAGAUACAAGUGUCAAGAAGAAGGAGUAAUCCCGUAUUGAGCGAG
Molecule: messenger RNA, 924 nt
Organism: Tuber aestivum (summer truffle)
Lineage: Eukaryota; Fungi; Ascomycota; Pezizomycetes; Pezizales; Tuberaceae
Source: the annotation of a GenBank genome assembly